UGGAUCGUAAAUGUCAUAAAACUACAAACCUGUUGUUUGUAGGAUUUUAUUAUUGUUAUUAAGUCUUAAGAAAAUAAGUACAAUAAGAAGGUAAAAUACUACUACAUUCAGCUUUGAACUGGAAAGCUGAAAUUAUGAAAGCUCGUUACUUGUUAUAUUUUUCCUAUAUAGUUAAUAAAAUAUUCUAGAUCAUCUGAAAAACUAUGGAUGAAAAUGGGUCGUAACUACCCUGACCCAGAAAGUGUUCAAGGUAUUAUGGAAAUCGCGUUAUUAAAGUUUAAGUCUGAAAAUUACCCUGCAGUUAAUCUUUCAAGCCGUACAGAUGGUGGAGUUCAUGCCCUCAACACAUCUGCCCAUAUUGAUCUUGUUCUUAGAUCUGGUACUAAGCUGUAUCACCAAGACUCGAUUCCUUAUGAACUUAAUAAGUUUUUUCUUAAAAGGGAUAUAAGCAUAUUUGUAAAAAAAGCAAUAAGAGUAAAUGAUCACUUUAGUGCUAGAAGAAAUGCAAUCAGCAGGACAUACUUAUAUAGGUUUGCAGUUCUCCGAGAAGGUUUAUCAGAAAAAGAAAGUAUUGGUCAGUACAUACCAAUUGAAGAAUGGAAACGAUGUUUAUUUAUUAGGCCAAAACAAUUUGACAUAGAGAAAUUUAAAGAGGCUGCAAAAUAUUUUGAAGGGUACCAUGACUUUACAACAUUUAAGAAGUUUGACAAACUGAAACAGCACAAGCAUAAUAGAAGAUAUAUUUAUUCUAUUAAUGUGCGACCAGGACAACCAAUUGUAACAAGCUACACCAAUACCCAAACUCGUUAUUUUGACUAUUGGGAUGUUGAAAUAAAAGGACAUUCAUUUGUGCAUAACCAGAUACGGCGUAUGGUUGGAUCUCUUAUUACAGUGGCAAGUGGUAAAAUAGAACCAAAGGACAUAAAGUUAAUGCUUCAAAUACCCUCGAAACAUUCAUGGAUUAGUCAAAUUGCAUCUAUUCCAGCCAAUGGACUUUAUCUUUGCAAUGUUGAGUAUAAACCUGAGGAUUUAAUAUAUAAUGCUGUGAAUGACAAUAAAAUAGUAACUGAAAACUAAAGACACUUAAACUGUAAUUUGGAUAAAUAAUGCUAUCAUGGAUCUGAUUCCCGGUCAAUAAAACCCAAUAACCAAAAAUGAUGUAACAGAUGAGAUGUAUACUUAAAUUAAAAUCAAUAGGAAUUUCUUUCAAUAUUCUAUACUUGUCCUGCUUGGAACAUUAUUAGGUUCACAACAAGACAGAACUUUUUUAAUUCAUGAGGUGAUGUCGCAAUUAUACAAUUAGAUAGGACAGGUCAUAUUAAACUGUCAAAUAAUUUUGACGAUAUAUAAAAUGAGCUUUCUAAGCGAAUUAAAGAGACAAAAA
Molecule: messenger RNA, 1384 nt
Organism: Pieris rapae (cabbage white)
Lineage: Eukaryota; Metazoa; Arthropoda; Insecta; Lepidoptera; Pieridae
Product: tRNA pseudouridine synthase-like 1
Exons: 6
Coding region: 208-1077 (289 amino acids)
Biological process (GO): tRNA pseudouridine synthesis
Molecular function (GO): pseudouridine synthase activity; RNA binding
Source: RefSeq, a predicted model, not a curated record